This is a messenger RNA of Phycodurus eques (leafy seadragon), 3226 nucleotides long. Its product is annotated as inactive phospholipid phosphatase 7. The record is from RefSeq and is a predicted model, not a curated record. Lineage: Eukaryota; Metazoa; Chordata; Actinopteri; Syngnathiformes; Syngnathidae. The transcript has 2 exons. Gene Ontology annotation, cellular component: nuclear envelope. Bases 319 to 1206 code for a protein of 295 amino acids. Gene Ontology annotation, molecular function: sphingosine-1-phosphate phosphatase activity.
GCGUGAAACCAUUACGUCACAUGCAGAGGUGGCACGUCUUUGUCUGCCCCCCCCCCCGCUCCCUUCCAAUCUUUCUGCCUUUGUUUGGGUCGCAGCGGAUUUUUGUUGCGCACACCCGGAAGUAAACAAGCGUUGUGCUGCACGUAGUGCUGAUCAUCGUGUCGAAGUGUCAAGUGUCGCCGUCAGGUCGGAUUACCUCCACGAUGGACAAGCCUGGCCACUGCACAUUCCGCCCGCUCUAAAUAUAUCUAUUAAGGGCACAGGAGGAAGGGAGGAAAGUGGGGGGAGGGGGUUAUUUUGAGCCAGUUUCAACGUUGCAUGUCGGUCGGAGAAGAGGUCCCAAACAUGCCCGGAACCAGCGCGAGACCCAAGGCUCGGGAGCGGAACAGUGUACUGAACAGACCCGAGUUCAUGUCGCUCAAUCAGCCGCUAAGAGGUGGGGGACCCCCGGAGAACCGAGGCGGCGGCGGAGCGGCCGGAUUGAGGCGCUCCAGCUCCAUCCGCAGCCAGGCGAGCCCGCAGGCGAGCGAGGAAGCCGGCGAGCCGGGCCAGCAGCGGCCGCCCGAGGAGGACUGCAUGCAGCUCAACCCGUCGUUCAAGGGCAUCGCCAAGAGCUCGCUGCUCGCCAUCGACAUCUGCCUGUCCAAGCGCAUGAGCGUGUGCGCGUACGCGUGGUCGUCGUGGGGGGGCUGCCGCUCCAUGUUCAACCUGCUGGCGCUCACCGGCCACGGCCUCACCUGGAUCGUCGGCACCGUCGUGUGCCUCACGCGCAGCAACACUCUGGCCGGGCAGGAGGUGCUCGUCAACCUGCUGCUGGCGCUGAUCGUGGACGUACUUACGGUGGCGGGCGUGCAGCGCCUGGUGAAGCGCAAAGGUCCGUGGGAGAUGUCGCCGGGCUUCCUGGACCGCGUGGCCAUGGACGCGUACGCCUUCCCGGCGGCCCACGCCAGCCGCGCCGCCAUGGUAUCCAAGUUCCUGCUGUCUCACCUGGUCCUGGCCGUGCCGCUGCGCAUCCUGCUGGUGUUGUGGGCCGUCCUGGUCGGGGUGUCGCGCGUGCUGCUGGGCAGGCACCAUCUGACGGACGUGCUGUGCGGCUUCGCCCUGGGCCUCUUCCACUUCGGCCUGAUGGAGACGGUGUGGCUGUCGUCCAACACGUGCCAGACUCUCAUCUCCAUCGGGACUCUCAGCUGGAGCCCCUUCUCCUGACUGGGCUUCUACGCUAAGACUUCACCAGUCUGAGUUGUCACAUUCUCAAUGCAGGUUUGCAUGAAAGGCCUUAAACAUACACGUACUGUUGCUUUCGUUUCAUACAUGAUAUUUUUUUUUAUUGACCCUCUAAAGCAGUGUUCCCCAAAUGUAGUUUUUUUAGAUUAGAAACAUCUCACGGCACACCAUCAAACAAAAAUGUCACAAAAAGAAAAAAGUGUUCUCCUGCUUUUUGCAGGAGAUAGGGAGCGAGCCCUGCCACAAAUAGCAAAAAUCCACAAGUAAUUUAUGCACCCCCCAAAUAAGCUUUAGAAUUGGCUGGAGAUCCCACAAGAUGGGGGCAAAGCACAACUUUUGUCUAAAUGAAAUUCCUCAACUCACUACAACAUAGUUCCUUGGCCCCAAGAUGCCACAAAAUGGCAGCAAAAAAUACUUGUGUCUAAAUAAUGAAGCUACCCAACUCACUUCCACAUAGUUCCUGGGCAACAAGAUGGCAGCAAAACACUACUUUUGUCUAAAUAAUGAAGCUCCACAACUCACUUCAACAUAGAAUAUUGGCACCACGAGGUCACAAGAUGGCAACAACAAACUAUUUUCGCUUAAAAGAAAUUAAGCUACUCAACUUACUUCAACAUAGGUCCUUGGCACCAAGAUGGCAGAUUUUUUUUUUUACUUUUGUCGGAAAAAUAAAGCCGCUCAUUCGUUUCAACAUACUGUAGUUCUUUGGCUCCAAAAUGUCACAAGAUGGCGCCAAAGCAAUGCUUUCGUUGCUGAGCUGAGUUAUUCAGCGAAUAAUGGAGGUUAGGUUCCACGAUCUGCGAAUAGGUGAAUUUGCAAUAAAGGGUGUGUGUAAAAAAAUUAUAUAUAUUUUUGCAAGCAUAAAAUGUAUAGAAAAUACUGUACGUAUUGGUGUGUCUGUGUGUUAGAUAUGUGCCUUUAAGAAGUGUGACGCUGGGGAGUCCGCGUGAGUCUCGGGGCGUAAGUAGUGGCCGACAGCAGCUCCUGCGUGAGUGUGCUCGUGUCUGUAUGCGUUCAUUGUUCUCCUGGCGUGGCAACGACGACUUUCCGAUAUGCGAGGCCAUGGCACUAAGUAUACUGUAAAAACCCAUUAAAAUGCAUGAAGUGAAAUUGGAUAAUUUCCCACAGGUCUCUCAUGGCCGGUGGUUGGGAGUCACUGCGCGAAAGUAUACUUUUUAUUGUUAUUAUUAUCAUUAUAUUUUUUAAAUAGCAAUCUACCACUUUAUUUGUAUGACAAGUUCAACUUUACAAAGGAGUGUAACCUAAAGGAGUGAGCUACAAUGAAAAGAAUAACAAAAAUACCAAAAUACUUUACUUACAUACAUACUGAUAUAAUGUCUUUAUUCUCGUAAUAUUAAGACUUAUUUUGCUCAUAAUUUAAAUUUAUUCUCGUAAUAUUAUGACUUUCUUUAUACAGUACAAUUGCUCAAGGAAAAUCCUUUUUUCUUUCCUAAUAUUAGUGUUUGUGAUAAAAGUUAUAACUUUUUGUUCUAAGAAAAAGUGCUUUAACCCUCUGAUGCAUGAAUUAUGAAAGCCUUGGUCAAGAUCUUUUUCUGAAGUGUUUUUAAAUUCUGCUCAGGACAUGAAAAACAUGUUCAACUUUUUUUCAUUUUUUCAAAAAAUCUGAUUUUUUUUGUCCAAUACAGUGGACUACAGGACCAAAGGACCGCUAUGCACCAGAGGAUUAAAAUCUCUUUUGCCAUUCAUUUAGCGUUUUCUUUAUUUUCAUUCAUGUUCCUCCAAUAAAGUCCUUAUUUGGCCAUUGUGGUCAUUUACUAAAGGGCUGAGCUGUUCAUUUUAAAACCAAGUUCCACAAUUGGUGUGCCAGAGUGCAUGUUAGCAGAAAAUAUAUAUUUUAAAACAAUAUUUCUGUCUUCGAUAUCCACCUGCUGUUUUUACGACUUGCUGUAGCAAACUACCUGAAAUGGUGAUGUUUAUACAUGGGCAAGGUUUAUUCUGUACAGGUAUGAUGUGUUUUUACUGUGUUUUUGUUUUUUUUUAC